Wasmannia auropunctata (little fire ant) is the source of this 1286-nucleotide messenger RNA. RefSeq names its product SUMO-activating enzyme subunit 1 (gene Aos1). Bases 115 to 1116 code for a protein of 333 amino acids. Gene Ontology annotation, cellular component: cytoplasm; SUMO activating enzyme complex. Gene Ontology annotation, molecular function: SUMO activating enzyme activity. Gene Ontology annotation, biological process: protein sumoylation. The record is from RefSeq and is a predicted model, not a curated record. Lineage: Eukaryota; Metazoa; Arthropoda; Insecta; Hymenoptera; Formicidae. The transcript has 6 exons.
AUCUAGAAUUCGACAGAAUUUGACGCCAUAGAGAGAUUCUGUCAUUCUGUAACGCGUUUUUGGCGGCGAUUCGACGAGUAUUUUUUUGCACUGAUAAAUAAACAAUCUUUCAGAAUGUUGGAUCAUAAGCAGACGGAAGAGCUCACGGAUCACGAAGCCGAGUUGUACGACAGGCAACUUCGUCUGUGGGGUUUGGACUCGCAGAAACGAUUGCGAGCUGCGAAGGUUCUUUUGAUAGGACUGGAUGGUUUCGGUGCGGAAAUUGCGAAAAACAUUAUUCUAUCUGGAGUCAACAGCGUUACGUUUUUAGACCACAGGAAUGUGACUGAGUUGGAUAGAUGCUCGCAGUUCUUCGUACCGAAAGAAGAUAUUGGAAAGAAUAAAGCCGAAGCAUCGUUGCCACGAGCGCAAAAUCUGAAUCCUAUGGUCAAUGUUAGCGCAGACUCGGGCAAGGUUGAAGAUAAGCCUGACGAAUACUUUGGACAGUUCGAUAUAGUAUGCGCUAUGCACUGUACUAUCACACAGCUGAAGAGGAUCAAUCGAGCGUGCAGAAGUCAAAAAGUCAAAUUCUUUGCUGGAGAUGUCUGGGGAGCGCUUGGUUACGUAUUCAUAGAUUUACAGGAACACGAAUAUGUAGAGGACGUGUCAAAAUCAAAGAAGGUGACGAUACGAGAAGGUGGUGACCCUAUGGGGAAGGAAAAGAUCGAAACCAUAAUAGUUAAUAAAAAGUACACGGAGACUUUUGUACCGUUCGAGUUCAUCCUAAAUGUUCCAAAAACGUCUCUAGUUAGGGAGGAAGAAAUCUAUUAUAUGAUGCUAAUACUGCUGAAUUAUCGCGAAAAAUAUGGCGAAGAUCCAUUGCCUAGCGAAAGAGGUUGUGAGAAGCUGAAAAAUGAAGCUUCUGCAAUUAUUAAAAAAUACGAGUUAGGCGACAGAAUAGACCAUUUAGUGGAGGGCGAUUUGUAUGCGCAACUCAGUCCAGUUUGUUCGGUCGUCGGUGGUGUCAUGGCUCAGGAAAUAAUCAAGGCGGCGUCGCAGAAACACGCUCCACUCAAUAAUUUAUUUACAUUUAAUCCAGACACAUCAUGCGGAGUUAUCUUGAAAUUGGGCUACUAAUCAAACGCGGUGUGUAGAUCUGAGUAUACUAAAAGGUUUUCUAUCAAUACUGUGAUACACACUAAAUACAUUAUAUGUUCACCCUAUUUGUUCAUCCUUUUUCGUAAGUGAAAAAUCACAAAAACUUAUUUUAUCAACAUCAUAUUUUGAAAAUAAAAUUUCUUUAUACU